Desarmillaria tabescens is the source of this 290-nucleotide messenger RNA. RefSeq lists its product as uncharacterized. The record is from RefSeq and is a predicted model, not a curated record. The transcript is spliced from 3 exons. Bases 1 to 195 code for a protein of 64 amino acids. Lineage: Eukaryota; Fungi; Basidiomycota; Agaricomycetes; Agaricales; Physalacriaceae.
AUGAAAGGUUUCCUAGUAUACAGUUAUUUACCGGUCAUUGCAACACCAUGGCUCCCUUCAUCCUUCAUCAUUAAUUUGUAUUACAUUGCUGAUGUGUAUUGUAUCUUCAUGUUCUACAGUAGUUCUUCAUAUGUGACAUGGAUAAUAUUCCAAGAAAUUGAGGCUUCUGUUCUAAAAAUAUCUAUUUUCUCAUGAACUCAAAAUCUGACCCAGAAAUGUGUGUCCUCCAUCUGAAUGUAAUCACCCACAAAGGCCUCAAUAAUGUUAAUGACCUUCUGAAGAACCUGUAU